This is a messenger RNA of Phytophthora sojae, 678 nucleotides long. RefSeq lists its product as hypothetical. Bases 1 to 678 code for a protein of 225 amino acids. The transcript has a single exon. The record is from RefSeq and is a predicted model, not a curated record. Lineage: Eukaryota; Oomycota; Peronosporomycetes; Peronosporales; Peronosporaceae.
AUGGUCAACGUCCUGCAGUACUCCGCGCUUCUGGCUCUGGGCGUCUCCGCCGCUUCCGCCGGCCAGCAGACCUACUUCCAGGGCGACGGCACGCCCUACGACCUCAGCGGCGUGAACAUGGGCAACUGCGCCUUCAUGUCGUCGUGGAGCCAAGCGGCCACCAACUACGUGGCCGUGAACCAGGCGCAAUGGGACGGACUGACCCACUGCGGCCAGUGCAUCGAGGCUACGUGCAUCGACCCCAAGUGCAAGAACAAGAACUCGGCCGUGAUCCUGCAAGUCGUGGACCGCUGCCCCGAGUGCCGGUACGGCGACUUGGACAUGUCCCCCAGCGCGCUCACCAAGAUCGUGGGCCACAACCCGGGCCGCAUCAAAAUCGGCUGGAAGUACGUGGACUGCCCCAAUCCGGGCAACAUCAAGGUGUGCCUCAAGCAGGGCAGCAACCCGUGGUGGGUCGCCGUGCAGCCCACGAACACGCGCAUCGGCGUCAAGAGCGUGGCGAUCAACGGCAAGCCGGCCAAGCUGCUGGAUGGCGCCUACUUCUACUACAUCGAGAGCGGCGACGAGGUGCCCUUCAACAAACUCAAGGUGGACAUCACCUCCGUCGAGGGCGACAGGGUCUCGGGCACCUACUCCAUGUCGAUCGGCCAGUGCGUCGACACCAAGCAGCAGUUCUAA